Molecule: messenger RNA, 3659 nt
Organism: Triplophysa dalaica
Lineage: Eukaryota; Metazoa; Chordata; Actinopteri; Cypriniformes; Nemacheilidae
Gene: tbl1x
Product: transducin beta like 1 X-linked
Exons: 15
Coding region: 297-1796 (499 amino acids)
Biological process (GO): regulation of transcription by RNA polymerase II
Cellular component (GO): histone deacetylase complex
Molecular function (GO): protein binding; transcription corepressor activity
Source: RefSeq, a predicted model, not a curated record
CUGGAGUAAGUGUGUGUGUGUGUGUGUGUGUGUGUCCUCCUCUGACGCUGUAUUCUGUGAGAAUCACACACACACUCACAGGAAACUUGUGUAAAAUCAGACAUGUUCGACAUUUAAACUCGGACACACACGGUGGCGUCGCGUCGCGUGUAAUGUGUGUGAAGUCGCAGUUUGAUCUCUGAAGUUGAGGAUUUAUUUCCUGCUGGAAGUGAAAGAGAAGCAGAGACUCACUUGUGAAGAGUGCGGCUCAUCCGGAGCUGGAGUGUUUCUCAUCUUGUGUGGUGAGGUGAGCUAAGAUGAGCAUUACUAGUGAUGAAGUCAACUUUCUGGUCUACAGAUAUCUGCAGGAGUCAGGUUUCUCUCACUCUGCGUUCACAUUUGGCAUCGAGAGUCACAUCAGUCAGUCAAACAUCAACGGCUCUCUGGUCCCCCCGGCCGCUCUCAUCUCCAUACUCCAGAAAGGACUUCAGUAUGUGGAGGCAGAGAUCAGCAUCAAUGAGGACGGCACCGUGUUUGACGGUCGGCCGAUUGAGUCUCUGUCGCUCAUUGAUGCUGUGAUACCAGACGUGGUUCAUUCCAGACAACAGGCCGUCAAAAACAGAGUCCCCCGACAUCAGCAGACCAACACUAUAUCUACACAAUAUCACGCUGCUAAGAACGGUGACGUCUCGCUCAACGGAGAAGAGAACGGCACUCAUGCUCUCAAUAAUUAUGUGGAGAUGGAGGUGGAAGAUGAGAUUCAGAUUCCUGCCAGCAGGGCGACGGUGUUGAGAGGUCACGAGUCUGAGGUGUUCAUCUGUGCCUGGAACCCUGUGUGUGAUCUGCUGGCCUCUGGCUCUGGAGAUUCCACGGCUCGUAUCUGGAGUCUGAACGGAAGCAGCAGCACUCAGCUGGUCCUCCGUCACUGCAUCAGAGAGGGAGGACAAGACGUGCCCAGCAAUAAAGACGUCACCUCUUUAGACUGGAACAGUGACGGGAGUCUUCUUGCCACUGGAUCUUAUGAUGGAUACGCAAGAAUAUGGACUAAAGAUGGGACCCUCAGUAGGACACUGGGUCAGCACAAGGGUCCUAUAUUUGCCCUCAAGUGGAACAAGAAAGGCAACAGCAUUCUGAGCGCUGGAGUCGAUAAGACGACAAUCAUUUGGGACGCACACACGGGUGAAGCCAAACAACAGUUUCCAUUUCACUCCGCUCCGGCUCUGGAUGUGGAUUGGCAGAACAACACCACGUUUGCCUCCUGCAGUACAGACAUGUGCAUCCACGUGUGUCGACUAGGAAGUGAGCGACCGCUCAAGACCUUUCAAGGGCACACGAAUGAAGUCAACGCUAUUAAAUGGGAUCCAUCAGGAACUCUACUGGCGUCCUGCUCAGAUGACAUGACCUUAAAGAUCUGGAGCAUGAAGCAGGAUUCAUGUCUACACGAUCUUCAGGCUCACAGUAAAGAGAUUUACACCAUCAAAUGGAGUCCUGCAGGAUCUGUGUGUAAUACUCUGCUGGCCAGCGCAUCUUUUGACUCAACGGUGCGGUUGUGGAACGCUGAAAGAGGACUCUGUAUUCACACAUUGACUAAACAUGAGGAGCCGGUGUACAGCGUGGCCUUCAGUCCUGAUGGAAAGUUUCUGGCCAGCGGAUCUUUUGAUAAAUGUGUGCACAUCUGGGACACUGCGAGCGGAUCUCUCGUGAACAGCUACAGAGGAACCGGUGGAAUAUUUGAAGUGUGCUGGAACAGUGUUGGAGAUAAAGUUGGAGCGAGCGCGUCUGACGGUUCGGUUUGUGUUCUUGAUCUACGGAAGUAACACUGGACAGAUGUGAGAUUUUACAGCGGUGACUUAUGAUGUUCUGAUACUUCACAUAUGAAUCCCCGAGAUAAAAAAUCCAAAUGUUGAAGAACCAAAUGUAGAGGACGAGACGAGAGAGAUUGUGCUGUUACAGUGUUGACGUUCAGCUUCUCUCGGCGUUCUGUGACCGGGGGUCAGGUCAGAUCAUUAACAGAUGGCCGGCCGCUGAAGAGCCCAACGAUGGGGAUCAAUAUUCAAGAGGAUUUUUACUUCUCACUGUCGUGUGGUGUGGAUGGGCAGCACUGGUGUCUCUCGGAGGGAUUUGGGUUUCUCUCUCUGAUUGUGUGAAAGAGAUUUGUAACGAAUGUCAAUCUCAGCAGAGGAGAGAGAGAGAGAGAGAGAGAGAUGUGUAAGAUUGCUUUUCUUCUGAAAUGUCUAAAAUCAAACUGAAUGAAAAUUCUACUGGUGAGAAAUAUUUUCUGAAUCCAGUUAAAGGUGUAUUCUCCUCAGUGGAUGUACAUUUAAUGAAUGUAAAGUUGUACAUUAGAUAACAGCACAGGUUUUAUAAACUGUGUAAAUAUGUUUAUAAGCGCGCCACAUGCUUUUUGAGGCUUGAAACCGUUGUUUGUUUGUUUGUUUUGUAAUGCCUGCUGGGUUGGCAGCACAUGUUAUUGGAGGAAAGUGAUGUUAUGACACAUCGGCUCAUAAAGUCUCAGAUGGUCUCAUGAGAGCGAGAGAAACAUUCCAGCCAUGUUUUCAUCAACAUCUUCAGCAUGAUGUGAAAAUCUGGGUUCUGUCUCAGCGCUGUUUUGUCAUUGAGGUUUAUAGGACUGAUCACUGGAGACCGGUCACGUGUGUCUGAAUCUUCAUACAGUCAAGCGUCAUGUCAAGAUUCCAAUUUUCCAUCUGAACUCAAUCCUGUAUACUUGAUGUUUAUUAUACAGUCCUUGACAGCAGGAUUGUGGACCAAUGGGAUUUCACUGUGGGCGGGACAAUAAAAACGUCGUUUAGGUUCAAACUCAGAUUUAGUAAAUGAAGAUCCGCUCGGGGGAAGUGACUCACACUGGGGAAACUCAAGUUUGUUGCUCGCUCACAUUGACAAAAAUGUGAGAUGUUUCUUUAAGGGACAGUUCACCCAAAAGGAGAAUUCUGUCCUCAUUUAUUCCUCCUCUUGCGGUUUUUUAAAACUGAAUGUGUGAGUCUUUCUUAAGUAGAACAUAAUAGAAGAUAUUUUGAGAAAUGUCUCAGUGGUUUUGAUUAUAUAAUUGUAGUCAGUGGAGUUCAGUGUUGGUUGAUGAUCAACAUUCUUCAAAAUAUCUUCUCUUGUGUUCUGAAGAUGAAAGAAACUCGCACAUGUUUAAGAUGACACGAGGAUGAAUAAAUGAUGACAGAUUCUCAUUUAGUUUGGGUGAACGGUCCCUUCAGGAUGGGUUAAAUGUUGUCUGCUGGAACCUGUAUAACGUUGUCGCCGUCUGGAUCUGAUGCGGUCUGAUUUAUUGAUACAGUAACUGAUUUAAUAAUAAACAUCAGAUGUGAUGGUAAAUCUUAGAAGGGAUAGAGCAGAUUAAAUUCUGUCCGCUUAACACAUCUUUAAAUGCCACAAAUCUUAUUUGCUUUGCAUUCAUGUUUUUUCUUCAAUGUUUUUUUCUGACGGUGGAUUCUUAUUAAAGUUUUUGGUUGUAUUAGAAGUGAUCACGUGUUGGCUUAAUGUCCAGCAGUGAUCGGCUGAUUUCCGUCAUCACCUGAGACCUUUACUGUCUGUGUCAGACAGAGAAAUGUGUUGUGAUGUUGUCAGUUGGGUUGUACAUGUUUGUCAUGAAUCUGUUUCAUAGACAAACCACAUUAUGGUUCAAAUAAAUCACUCUAUUUUGAUAUUACAAA